Molecule: messenger RNA, 714 nt
Organism: Clonostachys rhizophaga
Lineage: Eukaryota; Fungi; Ascomycota; Sordariomycetes; Hypocreales; Bionectriaceae
Source: the annotation of a GenBank genome assembly
AUGAAGAGUCAGAUACUGUUGCUAGCUGCGCUCAAAGUGCGCAGCGCGUUUUCAGAUCCUUCACCUUCAGAAGUUGUUUUUCGCCGAAACGGCCUUCGGGGCACUACGGCCAAUGAUACGUUGGCUAUCGAUAUAUCCACGUCCUGGGACCCGGAAGAUGUAACAAUUCUGAAACUCGCCAGCGUACCGAGAAAGAAAGGGGUCUUUAGAAGCGCACUCGUUGCCGAUGAAAACACGCAAGCAAUCUAUCUCUGGGGGGGUAGGAGACAAGUCAAGCCAGUUGACCGUCUUCUGUGGAAACUUGUGCCCGAUGCCAACGGGAACGGCACAUGGAAUUCCGAAAUCACCACGGGCAUCGACGGGGUGGUCAGUACCGAGUCUAGCGCUCAUGCCGUAGCGCAUGGCUUGGGAUUCUGGUUUGGAGGUGGCAUAAAUCUCCUGACUGAAUAUACGUCGGACGCACCGGCUAUAGGAACACCAGUCCCUGGAUUUGUCACCUAUAACUUCACUGCGAAGACAUGGACGAACCACACCGAUGUACCUAACGCAGUCAAGAGUCCAUGGGCUGCGACGGCCAAUUUUAUUUCUGGAUUUGGACCUAAUGGGAUUAUAGUUCUCCUUGGUGGUUUGAGCAAGGCGAAAUCUCCGCUUGCUGUCGAUUUCGGAACUAUCUAUCUCAUGGACCCGGUGACUAUGGCGUGGUAUACUCAAUAA